ACCAUGUAGGGGGUGUGUGAUAGCUUGAGAAGGCGUGGUGGGGUUCCUCUGAUAAAGAGAGGUGCCCGGGUGCUGUUCUGCCAUUCUAUCAUGUUAUUCUCUGUUAGAACCACAUCAGACACUGUUGACAACUUUCUGGAUUUAUUUGCCACAACAUAACCAACUGUGAUAAGCCUCUCUCAGUAUUUGCUGCUUGUUUUGUUGGACCAAAAAAAAAACAUUUUUUUCAGUAUUCGAGUGUGUCCUUUUCACCCACAAGUGAUAGCUAUUGACUUUGGAUCUGGUGACUGGUUUGAGGCAAAGGAAGACAGAUGAGAAUGGGGGUGUUUGAGCCCAAGAGGGAGUUCAGUGUGGACAGGAGCAUACUGGACGAGCUCAGCCUGGACGAGGUGGCCCGAAAGCGGACCUGCACCCGAGGGCCCUCCCUGAAGAAGCGUCUGCGUGAGUCAGUGCGGUGUUCUCUGCCCAGGCUGAAGGGCUGGCUUUUUUCCUGGCUCCCCGUCCUCUCCUGGCUGCCCCACUACAACAUCCGUGAGAAUGGCCUGGGGGACCUCAUCGCCGGCAUUAGCGUGGGAAUCAUGCACCUGCCGCAAGGGAUGGCGUAUGCUCUGCUGGCCUCGCUACCACCAGUCUAUGGACUAUACACGUCCUUCUACCCUGUACUCGUCUACUUCAUUUUCGGUACCUCCAAACACAUCUCCAUAGGUACAUUUGCUGUCAUCAGCAUCAUGAUUGGUAGCGUGGCUGAACGGUUAGCACCGGAUGCUAACUUUAUUGGUAAUGUUACGAACGGGUCCUCUGAGGGUGUGGUCGUGGAUAUAGCAGCCAGAGAUGCAUACCGGGUGGAAAUAGCCACAUCAAUCACCUUACUUAGUGGAAUCUUUCAGGUGUUGCUGGGGUUGGUGAGGUUUGGCUUUGUGGUGACGUAUCUGUCGGAGCCUCUGGUCAGAGGCUACACGACAGGAGCAGCCACACAUGUGGUCGUCUCUCAACUGAAGUACCUGUUUGGGAUUAGCCCUGACCGCUAUGGUGGGCCGCUGUCACAGAUAUAUAUACUGUUAGACCUCUUCUAUCGGCUACCUGGCACUAAUAUCGCCAUUCUGGUGGUCAGUUUGGUGUCCCUGGCUGUCCUGAUUACUGUCAAGGAGUUAAACUCCUAUUACAGCAAAAAACUACCGCUUCCCAUACCUAUUGAGCUUAUAGUGAUCAUUGGAGCAACAGUGGUCUCCUAUUAUGGGAAUCUCAAUGAGAUAUAUGAUGUUCAUGUGGUUGGGGAGAUUCCAAGUGGCCUGGUGGCCCCACGCGUGCCCAACUUCACCCUGUUCCCCUCCCUGGUCGGAGAGGCCUUUGCCAUAGCAGUGGUUGGCUACGCCAUCAACAUCUCCCUGGGCAAGACCUUUGGCCUUAAGCAUGGCUAUAAAGUAGACAGCAACCAGGAGCUGGUAGCGUUGGGCCUCAGUAAUUCGGUGGGGAGCUUCUUCCAGUGCUACUCUGUCACCUCCUCUUUGUCUCGCAGUCUGAUCCAGGAGAGCACAGGGGGAAAGACCCAGGUGGCGGGGGCCAUUUCUGCACUUAUCGUGCUGGUCACUGUAUUGAAGCUGGGCUCACUCUUCGAGGAACUACCCAAGGCUGUUCUUGCCACCAUUGUGUUCGUGAAUCUGAAGGGGAUGUUUAAACAGUACAUGGACAUCCCCGCUUUGUGGAAGAGUAACAAAGUAGAUCUGCUGAUAUGGGUGGUGACAUGCACCUGCACGAUUCUGCUCAAUUUGGAUCUGGGUCUGGCCGCCUCCAUCGCAUUCAGCCUCCUCACUGUCAUCUUUAGAACUCAGCUUCCUAGGUAUUCUCUGCUUGGCUGGGUAUCUGGGACAGAACUCUACCUGGACACAGAGGCAUAUGAGGAGGCCAAGGAGCUCCCAGGCAUCACUAUAUUCCGCUCUUCCGUUACUCUGUAUUACGCCAACGCUGAUCUCUACAGGGAGGCCCUGGAGGAGAAGAGUGAGAUCAAUAUCAAUAAGCUGCUGAAACGGAAAAAGAAGCAGGCGGCAAAACAGAAACGUUUACAAGCCAAAGAGGAGAAGGCGGCCAAGAAAGAGAGAAAGAGAGAAAACGGGGUGCUCAGCAUCUCAGCCAAUGAGACGCCUGGCUCAGUUCACCGGCGCGGCUCCAAAGCUGAUCUACGCAAGGACUCCCAGUGCAGUAACGGCUGCGUGAACGAGGGCUUCGAGCGGGAGCCAGACGAGAAGACGGAGGACAGGGUGAUGGAGGACGCGCAGAGCGGGAGACACUCCGUCAUCCUGGACCUGUCCACUGUGAGCUUCGUCGACACAGUCACACUCAAGACCCUGAAAAAUUGUGUGUUGUCCAACAGCUGGAGCGGGGGGACUUCUUCUCUGCGUCCAUCCCUAAGAAUCAUCUGUUCCCAUCCAUUCAUGAUGCGGUCCUGUACUGUCUCAACCACACGAGCAAAGGGCUGCCCAGCUAUGACUGUGCACUGGAGGUGGCUUGUGUUACUCAGCUGUGACCAACAGAGGUCAGAAUGGACUCUCCUUCCUGUGGCCUCCAUUCCUCCCUUGCUCCUCGCUCCCUCUCUCCCUCCAGCCCUCGCUCACUCCACAGUGCUGCCGCCAGCGCAGCAAGGCUCUGCGUUUCCAUGACAACUAAUGGGGUGGUUGCCAUGGGAUCUGCUGUUUUCUUCUGUCCAUUUUAUCGUUAUUUUUGUUAAUGCUCUGGCAAAUUCAUAGGAUGUAGUGUCCCAAUAGCUGUCAUCACCUGGUUUUGUGUUAGAUAAGAGAAAGACGGAGAGAAAGAGAGAGAUGUGAAAGGAUGUCUAUGAGAACUGAGGGCGAAUCUGCUUACUCAUCUCUGAGGAACUCUGACGUCUCCCUUUCUCCUGCAGGAGUCACAUUGAGCGCUCGUCUCCCUUUCUCCUGCAGGAGUCACAUUGAGCGCUUGUCUCCCUUUCUCCUGCAGGAGUCACAUUGAGCGCUGGUCAGUGUGACAGCACAGGUGGGGUCCAGAUCGUCAUAGUUACUGCUCUGCUCUGAAGCACAGAGAACCCACUCUCUAAACUAAGCAGGGAUAAACCUGGUAGACAUUUGUAACCCUCCUUGGAAUGUGAAAGCAGCUGUGAUUUAGAUUUUGUUGUUACAUUUCUAAAUAGCCUUAUUUUGAGAUUGAUUUGUUGUUCUUAUUGGAAUGUUUUGUAAUUUAUUGCUUUCUUUACCCAACCAUGUAAAGUUGUCAUUUUAAUAAACGUCUGGCUUUUUUGUUGA
Clupea harengus (Atlantic herring) is the source of this 3272-nucleotide messenger RNA. It is a transcript of the gene slc26a6l2, whose product is annotated as solute carrier family 26 member 6, like 2. The record is from RefSeq and is a predicted model, not a curated record. Gene Ontology annotation, biological process: sulfate transmembrane transport. Gene Ontology annotation, molecular function: secondary active sulfate transmembrane transporter activity. Lineage: Eukaryota; Metazoa; Chordata; Actinopteri; Clupeiformes; Clupeidae. Gene Ontology annotation, cellular component: membrane.